AGUAACAUAAAAUCCAUAGACGUACAUGAACGUUCGACCAAAAUUAAAAUAAAAAAAAAUUAGAAACAGACAAUACAUACAAAGACAAGUGCAUUCUAAGUUACAAAAAAUACAUUAGUUUUAAACUUAUAAAAAUGGCUCUUUUUCGCGAGCGGGCCGAGCAGGUUAGUCGACGCUGUACGCACACAACCAAUUCUUUGUUGCCCAGUAGUAACGAUGAAGAAGAUGACAACGAAAGUAGACAUCAGCUAGCGAAUUCUAUGCUGUCGCGAACCCCGUUGCUUAUCAUGGAUUACGUUCAAUUCUUGGCCUCUCGCAAAAUACAAAAGUACUGGCGCGGAUAUCACAUUCGUCGUUCAGUUGAGAAAAACCAUUGGGCAGCCAUUGUCAUACAGCGUUGGUGGCGUGGCUUUUACGUGCGCAGGAACUACAUGACGUUUAUAGAAGAGAAGUUACAAAAUGUAUUGAUUCAACACUACAAUAAGGCGGCAACGAAGAUACAAGCGCUUUUCCGUGGUUGGUGGCUGCGUCAGACGGUGCACGAUAUGAACGGGCUGCACAAAAUGCAGACUACAGCUGCCGAGGAUCUGCUCAAUUGCGUGGCCUUUAAGCUCCAUUAUCUGUUGCGCACCUAUUCCAUACCAGGCGUAUACUCGCUACGCAACUCACACUGUUUGUCUCGCGUGGAAAAGCUGAUGAUCAGCAUGAACUAUCGUUUCCAUAACGGACGCGUGCAUGCCAGCAUCAUGAAUCGAAAGGCUGUACUGGAGGGGCAACGAACGAAUUUUAAAAAUGCCAAACAUUAUACGAAUGUGCCGUUUUCGGGACCCAAUUACAAGGGCACUUGUAAGCCCAAUUGCGAAGAAAUUAUGGCCAGUACAAAGGAUAUGGACAGGCGAAUGUAUAAAAUCAUAGAGGCUUAUGACGAAUCGCAGCGAGAAGCCAAAUUGAAAAUGUCCCAUUUUAACGUGGCUGAAAGGAGGCGACGCUGGCGUAUACAGAAGAUUCUUGAACAAAAAGAGAAAUGUAAACGUGAUUUUUGUGGUGACGUCAUUGCCAGCAUGCGACGAUGGAGCAUAUGGGACGGCAAAAAAAUUGAGAAGGAUAUAUUUCGAAAUCCCGAAAAUCUAGAAAAUUUUCUUAAUGACGCCUUUGACAUUAUGAUGGAUCUUCCCAAUUGCCAUUGCAAAACACCCGUACACGACGUAAUUGUUUGUCAUUGAUUCAGAUUUUUUAAGCAAAUAUGGCUCUGAAGCAAUCCACUGCAAUAACAAAUCAGAGUUAUUAAAUAUCUUAACCGCAUACAACGAUGUUUUGCUUACCGAAGAUGUUGCCGAAGAAGCGCAACAGCACCGUAAUAAAGGAGGGUCUAUUUGGAUCCAUCCACCUUUCGGUUAGCUCGUCUGUUACAAGAAAUUUUGUUGAAAUAUGUCCCAAUUAUUCACAUAUUUCUGAUCUUACCAAGAUGCUCGCAGUCUAAGCGCUCAUUGUCCAAGUCUACUGUAUGAGCUUCGCCGAUCGCCUGAGUGGUUUGUUCUGGGUCCAUUUUAACGUGCUAGGAAUUUUCACCAAAAUUUUACUGUAAAUUUCAAUUAAGCAAAUAUUUUUUUCUAUACAACUAUUUAUUCUCUUAUACUAAGUUGAAAACAACUGACAUUUUAUUUUUUUUCCCUUUAUAUAUAUAAAUAUAUGUGUGAUUCUUUUAACAUA
This is a messenger RNA of Drosophila montana, 1710 nucleotides long. RefSeq lists its product as uncharacterized. The coding region runs from base 135 to 1223 and encodes 362 amino acids. Gene Ontology annotation, cellular component: spindle pole. Gene Ontology annotation, molecular function: calmodulin binding. NCBI's taxonomy places the organism in Eukaryota, Metazoa, Arthropoda, Insecta, Diptera, Drosophilidae. The transcript has 6 exons. The record is from RefSeq and is a predicted model, not a curated record. Gene Ontology annotation, biological process: mitotic cell cycle; spindle organization; establishment of meiotic spindle localization.